UCUGUCAGUCGCCUGCAGAGCCGUCGGACUUGAAGUGCUGUCUCGAGAAGACCAGACUGGAGCAGAAGGUCCCACAGCUCAACAUGCUGCUCUUCAUCUUUUUGGCUGCUGUUUCCUCUGCAGUUGAUGAGAGAGCCAUUUAUGAGCCAAAGGCAUUAUGUGCACCAGAAGGAUCAACUGUGAGGAUUAACUGCACAUACAAAGAUCCAAUAGAAAGUACUGAAGUAAUGGAACUGUGGUUUUAUGGUCCUGAUGAAAAGAAGACACGCCCUGAAGGAGAAACCAUUGUGUAUCACACAAAUAAGACGUUUAUAGCAAACAGUCACAGACAGCGAGUUGAGUUCUUACGGAACAAACACAUAACUUGUGGCAUAAAGAUCAGCAACGUGAGCAGAGAGGAGAGCGGCUACUACAAGUUUAGAUACGAGGAGGGAUGGUGGAUUGAUAGUAAAUGGACACAAAUACCAGGAGUGAAGGUCACAAUCACAGGUCUAAAGAUUGAAGCAACACCAAUGACGUUAAAAGAAAACGAAGCAGUGACCCUGGAGUGCCAGAUGAAUUGCAGUCUCACCGACCGCGUCUUCUGGUUCAGAAAAGGACAACAUUUAAAAGAAACCUCACAGAAACUUGAGCUUCAGAGAGCCUCCUAUGAGGACCACGGCAGUUACUGGUGUCAGACUGGACACGUCAGGUCCCCAAGUUUUCUUCUGAAUGUUUUCUAUGCCCCCAGGAAUGUUGUCAUCACAGGACAUCCCACCACUGGUAUAGAAGAAGGGACAUCGGUGACUUUAAACUGUAGAGCCUUGGCCAACCCACCAGGCCGCUACACCUGGGUCAAGGAGAACAGCGGCCAAGUAGGAUCAGGGGAUCAACUCCACAUCAGCAAGUUUAAUGCGAGUUACGUGGGGUCUUAUCACUGUGAAGCCACAAACGACUACGGGACGACAAACUCUACAGCUGUCAACCUGACGGUAAACGUGAAUAAGAACAUCAAUGUUGUCUUGUAUUCCGUACUGGGCAUCAUCACUCUAUCAGGAUUAGCUGUGGGAAUUCUCCUAUUUCAAAGAAAACGGCCCAAGAAGACAAAUCGGAAAGACGAACCAAACAAAAAGAUUAGAGGUGUGGAAGACUCUGAAGAUCGCACUUACAUGUCUUUGGAUCGCUCAGCAGUGUCAUCAGAGUACGACACAAUUAUGCAAAAAAAAUGAGCAAAAAGUGGAUUAUGAUAAGUUUAGUGUGGAGAAAAUAGAAAUUAAUUUUAAUAAAUGAAAAGUGCAGGAGAACAGAAUGUCAAGAUGUCUGGGGUUUUACAAUAAAUAAAUGUAAUAAUAUUUAA
Polypterus senegalus (gray bichir) is the source of this 1336-nucleotide messenger RNA. RefSeq names its product B-cell receptor CD22-like. Lineage: Eukaryota; Metazoa; Chordata; Cladistia; Polypteriformes; Polypteridae. The transcript is spliced from 8 exons. Bases 84 to 1208 code for a protein of 374 amino acids. The record is from RefSeq and is a predicted model, not a curated record.